AUGGCAAAGAAGGCACAGACUGCCAAGACUGUGCAAGCACGUGCCACCAUGCUCACACAGACUGCUGGCAUUGAUAGCAUACUGACCAUAAGCAAGCAAAUAACCCAGACCACACAGCAUUCAGGCAGUACACUCCACAUUGGCAGUGUGUCACAUGAUGCACGCACAGCUGAAGACUCAAAACCACCACAGGAGCUUGUCAAGAAAAUUAGUGCUUCAAGAGGUUCCACCAAGCAAGUUAUCGUGAAGGAGGCAUCAAAAGCUGACAAAGAUUUAAAUUUGGUAAUGACCUUUGACCUUGAGCCAAUUAAACCUGCAUAUGAUGCACAAACAAGCAAGCAAGCUUUGGAUAAGCUGCAACAGAGCUGCAGUGGUGAAGGUUUGGAAGAACUGUCCUCAAAGAAUGUCGCUGAUGUCCCCUGUGAACUCAAAGAUCAACAUUUGAAAAUUGAAAAAAAUGCAUCUGAUGUGGACAAAGCAUGUAUUGGUGCUGCAGAUGCUCCCAGCAAGACUACAGUGCAUUCUAAAAGUUCACAUAAAAAUAAAGUUGAUACUGAAGCCAAGAAGCUUGAUUCUGUUGCUACUAAAGUUAAUACAAGUGGCCCAGCCAAGGGAACUUGUGAAACUUCAACCAAAAAAACUGUUGAGAUGCCUUCAAGAAAGAGUCCCUGCAAUGCCAUUGCCGAGCGCCGUAGCAGUGCAGAGCACCACAUUGAGUGCCCUGUUAGUGCUGAGCGCCGAGAUAGCACCGAGCACAGUGAUACAAAAAAAGACCAGAAGGACUGCCCACCAAGCAAUCGCCGGCCUACGAGUGAUGACAAAGCAACCGAGAAACUUGACAGCAAGAGAAGUAAGGAGCAUAAAAGGAAGAGUGAACCAUCUCCAAGUAAUGAGCCUGCAUGUAAGAAAAGAGCCUUCGAGCAGGAUGCACCAAGAGCAAACAAGGUUGAUAGCAGAGGAACCAGUCAUCGAUUGCCUAAGUCCAAUACCACUACUGCAGGGCAUAGGAGGUCUGUUACAAAGCAGGAGAAGACCAAAAAGAAAAGAACAAAAAAGGAACACCAAGAAGGAGCAAAAAAAGUAAAGGAAGAGGCCAUUUUGUACCCAAAAGAGAAAGAGAGACUUAAAGGUGAAGCUUUAGAAAAAGCACGGAAAGAAGGCAGCGACUGCAUCAAAGUGAAAACAGCUGAUCGAAAGAAAGAAAUCAGCUGGCCUAUGAGUCUUAUUAGAUAUACUAACAGCGAACCAUUUAUUUCAUAUGGCUGCAACCGUACUUAUGCCAAGAUCAGUGUAGCAUUUGUAAAGAAGGAGAAAAGGACUUCCGUAGCUAGUAAUCCUGAGGAAAAAGAAAAGAAAGACAUCCGCGAAGUGCCAAAAGAUUCUGCAAAAAAGGACGGCUGUUGUAGAGCACACAAGUCGAAAAAGGAAGUACCGCUGGAUGCUCCAGAUAGAAAGAAAGUAACGUCACCUUCUAGGGAAGCAGUAAAGGAAUCAGAUGUCACUGACCAUCUAUCUCCCGACCUCAAUGCAAUGUCAGGACUUCAGGCUUUGCAGUGCCUGUACGAUAGCAUGGACAGUCCAGAAGUGCCAGCAAAGGAUCUGGACUCUGAAAAUGAAAUAAGUCACUCCAAGGCUGAUCAGGAGGAUGUGCCUGAAGAAACGGCAAUCAGCGAUCAGUGGGCAAACACAGAGUUGGAUGCAGCCACACAUUGCAGUGUUCAAACCACACUAACCAAUUCAGAAGCUCUUGGUGCAACACACCACUCAAAAGGUACUGUGCCAAAAACCCCAGAGUGUGAACCACCAAAAGUGAACACGGAGGUGUCAUCAAAAUCACCACUUGCUGUACCAGAAAAGACAGAAUCAUUGCUAGACAAAACAGAAUUGACAACUGAACCUGAAACGACAGUAGAAAGUGCAGAAAAAGAAGCUGCUAAGGAACAUAAACGGGAGGAUGAAGGAAAAAACAGUAGCACGGAAAAACAAGUCAGUAAUGAACCAACUCGUCCAAGAAAAUGUUUUAUGGAGGAUAAAGUUUUAUGCUCUGGUCAGGAAGAGGUCAGGCUGCCGGAGAUAGAGAAAGAAGGGAACGUGCCCUCACCUAAUGCUAUGAAUGUUUCUGAUGAUAUGGAAAGAGCCAUAAAAACUGUAGCUGAGAAUCGCGAACCCCAAGUGGGAACCACCAUGAAAGCAGAAGAGCCAAAGGAAGAUGUAGCUGUCGCUGCCAGCCCAAGCAUGACUGCUUUGCCAGAGGAAUUAGUGUGCAUGGAAACCAGUCAGAUGACACCACUUGGUGCUGACAAGGACUUGACCUCUGAAUAUGAAAAGUUCAUGGAACAGCUCAACCUCGGAAGUUGUAUUGAAGUUGAGGUAGCACAGGAAGUUGAAGUGCCUAGUGAAGAUGCUCUUGAGCCGCCUGAGCAAGCUCCAGCUGUCAUCAGCGCAGCACCAGCUGAAGGCAAGAACGAACUGGAUCCUGUGUUCACUAUCCCAAUGCAGACUUUACUGGUAGCUUCAUUGCAAGAUGAUUUAUCUCAGGUGCCUGUUGAAGACAUUGGAGCCCUUGAUGUGGCUUGUGAGAGUGAAGUCAGCAGCUCUCCAUUUUUACCAUCUGUGCCACCACCUCCGGCACCUGUACCUGCACCUAGUCCAGCCAUUACAUCUGCCCUUGGUGCAAUUACUUACCUUUCCUGUGUUGGUUCCGCUGGUGCAGACAGUCAAGCAUCUUGUGUUCUUGCUCCCAUUGGGUCCAUUGUUUCUGCUGGGAUUCCCAUUACUUCGUCAUUGUCAUUAUCAGCUCCUGCCUCACAUAUUACACAUAUAUCAUCAGUUGCUGCUGAAGCUCCAAUUCCUGUCCCUGUUCUGGCAGCUCCUGUUGCUAUGCCAGCCCCUGUGUCUUCAAUAACGUCUUUUCAGUCCUCUGUGCCACUUGCUAGUUCCAGUCCACAGCUAGUGUCAUCUGCUAUUGCAGCUACAAGUACACCUGUGCCUGUUUCAAAUUCACCUGCCUCCUCAGAUUCUUCUAAAAGCAUUGUGCAUACAAUUUGUUCAUCUAGUGAUGUUUCUCUUUCACCAAGCCAACCUUCUUCAUCCAAGAGGUUGCACAGGAAAAGGCACAGUGAGAUUGCCAGAACGUCUACUAGUGCUGAGGAAAUUCCGCCGUCUCCUCCUACAAAGAAAGAUUCAAAACACAGCUUGCAUAAAUCUGCAUCCCAAAAGCCAGAACUGCCUGCCCAGCCAGAAGUUUUCAGUAGCAAGAGUAUGUUACGGCCCAUCAUCACCAAAGUUCAGGCGAAUUCUGAGCCAAGAAUGCAGUCAGCCACUCCUCAGAUCUUACAGGCAGAAAAUGUAGAUGGCUUAGAAUGUUUUCCUGCUGAGCAGUCAGCACCAGAGGUCGGCGCUGAGGUAGAAGUUGGAAGUGAUGUCUGCACCGAGGAUCAGGUGAAGUUUCCAUCGUCAGAUGACAUGUUUGUAACCAUUGUGAACACUGAAGAUAUAUGCCUUGCUGCUGUCGAGGAAGUGGCAUGUUCAUCAUCGGAUGACCUUGGCAGCGGCUUGGCAGUGCCUGCAGAACAACCCGAAGAGAAAGAAAGCUCCCCGCCACCGCCUCCUCCACCGCCUCGUCACUUGCGGUUCAAGAAACGCAAAGGAUCAUCAUCUGUGACCUCGUCCAGCUCUGUAGAAGUGCCACCACAGCCACCUCCACGACCACCUGUUCGUUGCUUGGUGUUCCCUCCCCCACCUGCAGGUAUUCUCUUGCUAGCCGGCAGGGGCACCCUCUCAAAUAAGCCAAAGAAAUCUGUUACUUUUGCUGAUGGCAUCCCGCCAGGCAAAGAACCACCAUCUAGAGGUGGUGCCCCAUCACCACCACCUCCUCCACCACCACCUCCUUCACCACCGCCUCCUCCACCACCACCUCCUCCACCACCGCCACCUCGUGAACGCAAACACCGCACGAAGUUCAAGGUUAUCAUACCAUCAUCUGUAGCCGACUCCCUGCCGCCGCCCCCACCUCCCCCAAAACGACCACCACCACCACCGGCUGCAACGGCACCUGCUCUGGCCACUGCUUCAGCAGUGGCUGCGGCAGUGGCUUCAGCAGCCGCCCCUACUCGCCCUGUUGCUGUGGAAACCGUGGCUGCUGCCUACCCGCAGUACCAGGUGCAUUUGCCCCAGCAGGCCUACCCAGCUGCAGGAUACACCAUCCCAUAUAGUAGCUACCCAGCAGCAGGCUAUGCAUACACAGCCACAACACAUUUGGGGCAGACAGUAGCUUACACCUACGCACCUGGCCAGGCGGCUCUCCAAGCUAUGCCCAUGCAGCAGGUGCCUCCUCAGCAGCACCUCUAUGGCAGUGCUACUGCUGCUUCCUACGUGUACCACCCACACCAGAUUGUACAGGCUGGUCCAGUUGUGAUGCAGCCUCAACAGCUGCAGCAGGCACACCUUCCACCACCACCACCACCACCUGUGGGCCUGCUACCCUCCAGGCCACCCACAUAG
Messenger RNA from Dermacentor silvarum, 4503 nucleotides. RefSeq lists its product as uncharacterized. Bases 1 to 4503 code for a protein of 1500 amino acids. The record is from RefSeq and is a predicted model, not a curated record. Lineage: Eukaryota; Metazoa; Arthropoda; Arachnida; Ixodida; Ixodidae. The transcript has a single exon.